AUGCGAAACACUCUCAGUCUUUCAGUGGAUAUCCAGUUGAGUGAUAGUAAAAUUGUAGAAAACGGAACUGUUUGGCCGUUGCAAAUCACUGGUCGAUUCAAUGCUGUCACUAAUAUUAGCAAAAUAUCUGUGAGUUGUGUAAGAACUGGGUCAGAAAAACCAUCAAUUCAGGUUGUACUAUCUCAACUGUCAUCGUUCACAUUCAGUGAUUAUCCUGAUAGAGAUGUGGUGUAUCUUCAGACAACCGUUCAAAUGAUGAAUGGUACCGGAUUGGAAUGUGAAAGACAAUCGAUAAUUUUCUAUCUCAGUCCAGAAAUAAAAUCAAUCAUUGUAGUUAAUCAAACAGGGAACAUAGAUAAUGUAACAUUGAAAACUCCUUUAAACCCAGUAACUAAAUCAGUUCAGUUCAUAGCAGGACGUUUAUAUUUCGGUGCAAAGUAUGAAGUCAUCUUUAGUCUGAAAUUUAAUCCGUCUCGUAGUACAACCAUUGUGAAAUAUCCAAUUCUAGUUGAAAUUGUGUGCAAACCCUAUGAACGUGGUAGUCCCGUAGUGAAUAGCUGCGCAAAACAAAAGUUUUACAAGUUCAAAUCUCAUCUGCGUGUUCAACUUGACUACACAUAUCCUCCCAACUUACCUCAUUACGUUGCAAUGCGGAACCCUUUGGUACAGUUGCCCGACCGUCAAGCAAAUACAUUUCUAAAUGUUGGUGAUCUUUUGUUUUAUUGUGCACGUGCGUUUAGUAUAAAGGGUUCAUUAGAUUUGGUGAGACGAUGUUUCAAGAUUAGUAAAUUGCCUGAAAGAAUUUGGUUUGAUGUCGGACCAUAUGUUGAACAGGUUAUAGCGUACACAAAUCCACUUGGCAUAUUGUUCGGUUUGGGAGCAAAUGGUGGAGGUGUAAUGAUGAGUAAGGAUUUGGGGAAAACAUGGAUUUCAAUCAACCCAUUCAUGUAUCAAAACACUUUGAAUACGUCGACUGAAAUCAUUACAGCAAGUGUCAUACCAUGGAUUUCAUCAACUGGAUCAAUUGACAAUACACUGUCUGAGUCAUUUUGCAAGAUGCGAGUGGCUAAACAAUGGAAUGUAUGCAUCAACGCAAUUUAUGCAAAUGAACUUCUAUUGGCAGACUGGACUAACACCUGUCCAAACAUCAAGCCUUUUUAA
Schistosoma curassoni is the source of this 1161-nucleotide messenger RNA. The record is from the annotation of a GenBank genome assembly. NCBI's taxonomy places the organism in Eukaryota, Metazoa, Platyhelminthes, Trematoda, Strigeidida, Schistosomatidae.